AUGGUGGCGUCCGCGGUUUUGCCGAUGCUCUACGAGUUCCUCGUAUCGGAGUCGCGCUACGAGGUCCGCGGCAGCGAGUACCGUUCGCGUUUGCGGUCGCUGUUCGAGGAGAUGCUGUCCGCUCAGCUGUCGUAUCCGCCGUUUCCGCUGAUCGGCUGGCGGCAGCCAUGUUUCAAGCCGCUGGAGGACAUGGUAAAUUCGGUGGGUUUCGCCGAUUGCGAGGAUGUGAGGGUGCUGAAGUUGGCUGCGUGCCCUGGCAUCCGCCAGUACGCGUAUCCCGAAAUCCCCGCCUACGCGCGCCUCGAUCCGCAAUAUCUGAAGCAGUGGAACUUCUUCUUCGGCGUGUUCGAUAAGCGGGAGCGCGUAGCCACUCCGAACCGCCCUCGUCGCAUCCGCGCUGGCGAGAGCUCGGGCACGUCGUCCUCAUGCACGGAGAGCGAGGAGGAGGAUUCCUUUUCUGAGAGUGAGGAUUCGGUGACACUGGAGCACCUGGACGCCGUGAUAACCACCGACGACAUCCUGCGGCCUCGCGUGCGCCCCGAUGACGCAAAGCUCUUUCGAUCGGAUAGUGGCCGCUCAUCGGGCGUCGACGAGGGUUCCGUUCAUGACUCCACGUCACGUUGGGGCCGCCAUGUGCCCAUUUAUAUGGACUCUUCCUACAAAAUAGAGCGUGGGGUGAUAGUUUUUGGCGUGAUCAACGACGCGCAUUUGUCGUACGAGUGGUCCUGUAACGGUUCCUAUAACGCCUACGAAUCGGCUCUGCAGAGGUUCACAGAGGACAACAUCGGCGCUCCUGCCUACAACGUGGCAGCGGAGGGCUUUUCGAUUGACGAUUGCACAGAUGGGUCGCUCAACUGCGACACCCAAGCUGCUACCGAUUAUAUGGCGAUGGAGGUUGACGCCCCCGACCAACCGGGGCCCGCCAACGAGGACACUGCCUCACGUGAAGACAACGCAAACAGUUUGUCAAUAGGUGCCACUUGUGAAGAUCUAAAUAAGGCCGCAGAAGCACCAGCACCAGCUACAGAGGGCGCGUUGCAACCUGCAUGCAACGAUAAUGCCGACGUCGUGGCUAAGAAUGUGGAGGAGGCGACUGUCGAUGCUCUUGACGAUGACCGCACCAUGACCUAUGACGGUGACGAUGAUGAGGAUGCGUCUGAGGGUCCAUGCGACGGUGACAGUGGCGUAGAUGGUGGGGAAACCGCUGAGGACGAUUCCUACCUACCCGGCACCUACGACCCCAAAUCCAUAUACGGCAAUUAUUAUUGCGCGCUUCCUCAAGGUCACAAUUCAUCUCAACUCACGUUGGAUGGAGGGGAUUUGGGCGCCGCGUCAGAGCGUGCGUCGGCGGAGUACAAGUCGUACACCCAGGACGCCAUGGAGAUCAUGUCCACCGUGAUAGUGGGCGCUGACGGCGUUCCGCAGCUGAGUUGCGUGGGUACCUUAGGCGAGCGUGACGGCAACACGCAGGAUCCCCGCCUCAAAAAAUACCACAAUCGGCAGGUAACCCUCCAGAACCGCCUGGAGGAUGCCAUCUCGAGCGUCUUCGCGAUUAAGAAUGCGGUGAGUGCUGAGUGCACAACGUGUUCCGGUUGGAGUUUGAACAAUGGCAUAUCGGUCAUAUUCUGCGAGUUUUGCGAGGACCGCAUGUUGGAGGAAUUCGACCCUUCCGUGAUAAACCGUUUGUUCGAGCUCCGACGUCUCCUGGUGUCCGACCUUUACCCCGCCAUUGGGUACAGUUUCGUGGACCCCGACGCCAGUAAGACCCCCAAGGGUGAAGGUUGUGCCAGCUACGUGACCAUCCCCGCCCUCUGCGAGGUGGGAGGCACCUACCCGAAGGCGUCCUUGCGCGACGGGCGCUGUGUGCCCAACACUGCGGACAUCCCUGCGAAGGCGCUGCGCGAGCUGAGCUCUAUCGUGAUGACAAACGCCGAGCUCUCGCCCUACUCCGAGAGCGGCAGCCGCAUUCUGAACCUGUGCGUCGAUCGACGCAGGCAGCGACUGCGUGCCUUCAAUGACUACCUCGAGGCCCUAUGCAAACUCUACGAGACGGCGGUGUCCAACAAACACUAUCCCAUUGUGGUGGAAGAGUUCAACAACGUGUUCAAGAAGGGGAUGAUGCCCUUCAUGAGCAUUAGUCUGAACAACAAGAGCCGGUUUUUCGACGAGGCGACCUCUUCUCUGUUCUGCAGGAUGCCGCUUGACGUUGAUAUGUUGCGGAGGCUGUUUUACCGUCGCGGCAUAUACGGCGAUCGUGAAGGUUCACGUGGGACUAACCUGUUGACCCUGGCAGAGCAGGAUGGCUACCGCCUGCGCACCACCAGCCACACGUUUGUCUACAACUGGCACAUGGUGGCAUUCAAGUUUUGGAGCCGCAAGUCGUCCACUGUUGAACGACCGUGUAAGACUGAGCCGACCAAGCCGGCGUCCCACACCUCGCGUUCCUCGCUCUAUAAGGAGUUCGUCUCCCGAGCUGGCACCUGGGACCGUCUGCCUCGAGAGGUGGUGACGCAUCUGCAAAGUCACGGGAAGUUGGACGUGGGAUUCCCCACCUCCCUCGAGAUGCAUGUGGCCGGCGUGCCGGACGCCGUUCUCGACCCGCUUCUGUUCAUGAAAUGCGGCAUGUCAUUUUUCUACUCGCUGCCGGCGAUCAUUCAAAACAUGUGCGCGCUGUCACAGCACAUUCGGGUCUGCGAGGAGACUGACGGACGCACUAAGCGGAGGGCGCGAGAAAACGCCGCUGGUAAGCCGGUGUGA
This is a messenger RNA of Babesia bigemina, 2757 nucleotides long. RefSeq lists its product as hypothetical. NCBI's taxonomy places the organism in Eukaryota, Apicomplexa, Aconoidasida, Piroplasmida, Babesiidae. Bases 1 to 2757 code for a protein of 918 amino acids. The record is from RefSeq and is a predicted model, not a curated record. The transcript has a single exon.